AUGGAGGUGGAGGAGGAGGAAAGACGCUCUCCACACGAUCAUGGGGAUCGGUGUGUUCCCGAGAGCUUCUUUGAUCGCGUAACUCUUGCGUUACGCGACGAUCUCGAACACGAGCGGGGCAGGCGUCUACAAUUGGCGGACACUGUCUUGAAGCAUCGAGCUGAGUUUGCCUUUGCUCAGCUUGAGAACGAGAGAUCUCUGACAUCUCUUCGUGACGAGCUAAGGGUAGCUCGUGGGAUUGUUGAUCGGUCUCGGGCUGAGAUAACCGCUCUUCAGACCCUUGUUGAUGCCCACCAUCGGGAGCACAAGGCUCUCUGCGAGAUGCUUGAGCGCAAGGGCGUUCUUCAUCGGAAGAAGCAGCGUACUGAUGGUACGGCUUAA
Molecule: messenger RNA, 381 nt
Organism: Peronospora matthiolae
Lineage: Eukaryota; Oomycota; Peronosporomycetes; Peronosporales; Peronosporaceae
Source: the annotation of a GenBank genome assembly